CUCUCUCUCGCUCGCUCUCGUUCAUUUCUUCCUCGUUUGCAUCACGCACUCAUACUCUCUCUCUUUCUCUCUCCAUAUAUAUAGCGCGGAGAGGUAUCUCUACCAUAUUUCAUCUCUCUCACAUCACUCUCUGUCGUCCUCUCUCUCUAUGUAUACGUAUUUGUAUACGUCUAUAUAGAUACACAAAUUUGGUUGUUUCUCUCUGGGAAUCUGCGAGGGUUUGACGUAGGGGAUGAGGCUUUAGAUGAGGAAGAAUUGAGAUUCAAAUGUUAUUGCAACAAAAAGGGGAUUGGAAUUCAAAUGCUUGGAUCUGCUGGUGGUCUUAUGGCCUCCAGCCUGAAGAAAUCGGUGGAAUUGUGUUUUGUAAGGAAUGCUGUUAGGUUGAAGACAUCUUUUAUGGGGUAAGAAGUGGGGGAGAAAUGGUUUUGAAUUUCAGAUAUUUAAAUACAUGGAGGAGACACGAGAUGAUGCAGGGCCCGCAGAGCAAGGGCCUCCAAAUGCUUCAUGGUGGCCUUCAGAUUUCGUGGACAAAUUUGGAUCUGUUUCUUUGGGUUCCCAUGAAGAAACCUUGAGUAAUACCGAAUCACCUAGAAGUCCGUACCAAGAUGUGUUGUCAUCUCAGACAGCAUCACAAGUUCUAUGGCAAAGUGGAAUGCUUUUAGAACCGAUUCCCAAUGGUUUCUAUUCUGUCAUUCCGGAUAAAAGGCUCAAGGAGAUCUUUGAUGAUAUUCCUACUCUUGAUGAACUUCAUGCAAUUGAGGCAGAGGGUGUGAAAGCUGAUGUCAUUCUUGUAGAUAGUUCAAAAGACAAAAAGUUGUCCAUGCUGAAGCAACUGAUUGUGGCACUAGUGAAAGGAUUGAACUCAAAUCCAGCUGCAAUGAUAAAAAAGAUUGCUGGACUGGUUUCAGAUUUUUAUAAGCGGCCACCUGUGGAAAGUCCAGCAAAAGCUGCACUAGAAGAAACGUCCCACAUGUUUGAUAAUCGAGGAGUCCAACUUUUGGGGCAAAUAAAGCAUGGUUCAUGCCGUCCUAGAGCAAUCCUGUUCAAAGUUCUAGCAGAUACCGUAGGUCUUGAAAGUAGGCUAGUGGUGGGUCUUUCUAUUGAUGGGGCUGUUGAGUGUGUAGAUUCAUAUAAGCAUAUGUCUGUGAUAGUUGUGUUGAACUCUGUUGAACUAUUGGUCGACCUAAUGCGGAUCCCCGGCAAGCUGUUACCCCGAUCAACCAAGGCAAUCUUUAUGACCCAUAUUUCUGCAGCAGGGGAGAGUGAUUCUGCGGAAAAUGAUUCCUGUGAUUCACCACUAGAACCAAACAGUCCCCUAUAUGGAUUUUCAGAGAGAAUGGAUCCUGACAGUGCUGAAAGAGAUGAGAGUCUUCAGUUCCGAGGGAGAUUUGAUGUGCCCUCGAAUGUACAAGGUCCUUCAUUGCGAAAUAUGAUGUUGCGACCUAUCACUUCCAUUGAAAGAAAACUGAGUUUAUCACAUAGUGAACCCAACAUUGCAACUUCAUUUUGGCGCCGUAGUCGAAGAAAGGCCAUUGCUGAACAGCGGACUGCUAGUUCAAGUCCAGAGCAUCCUUCAUUUCGAGCACGUGGGCGGUCCAUGCUCAGUGGUGAUAGGAAAUCUUUUAGAGAUUAUGCUGAUGACAUGCCUACCUCAAGCUACAGGUCAGAUGGUACAUCAACAUCAGAAGCUCGUAGAUUAAGAAGAAGAAGCAUUAGUAUUACUCCAGAGAUUGGUGAUGAUAUCGUAAGGGCUGUACGAGCGAUGAAUGAAACAUUGAAGCAAAAUCGUCUUUUGAGAGAGCAGGGUGAUGAUGACAGAAACAUUACUUCUGGUCUUCAGAAAAAUGACCAAAUCAGUUCUCAAAAAGCAAUAUCGUUACCUUCAUCACCACAUCAAUAUAGGAGUCAAACGUCUGAGAGAAUUGGACCUUCUGAAUUCACGAGAAAUGAUGAAUUGGUCUUAACAUGGAACAGAAUUCUUGAGUCCGCCACGUGUGGUAAUAAACCUCUAUUGCCUUAUCAGGAAUGGAAUAUUGAUUUCUCAGAAUUGACUGUUGGAACUCGUGUUGGAAUUGGGUUCUUUGGAGAAGUCUUUCGAGGUGUUUGGAAUGGAACAGAUGUUGCAAUAAAGGUUUUCUUAGAGCAAGAUCUAACUACUGAAAACAUGGAAGACUUCUGCAAUGAGAUAUCCAUUCUUAGCCGUCUUCGGCAUCCAAAUGUUAUUUUAUUUCUAGGUGCAUGCACAAAGCCUCCACACUUAUCAAUGGUUACAGAAUACAUGGAGAUGGGAUCCUUGUAUUAUUUGAUUCAUUUAAGUGGCCAGAAGAAGAAGCUUAGCUGGCGAAGGAGACUAAAAAUGUUGCGUGACAUAUGCAGGGGGUUGAUGUGCAUGCACCGGAUGAAGAUAGUUCACCGCGAUUUAAAAAGUGCAAACUGUCUCGUGAAUAAACAUUGGACUGUCAAGAUCUGUGAUUUUGGGCUCUCAAGAAUAAUGAACGAGACAAACAUGAAGGACUCCUCGUCUGCCGGAACUCCAGAAUGGAUGGCACCUGAACUUAUUCGAAAUGAACCCUUCACCGAAAAAUGUGAUAUUUUCAGCCUCGGGGUGAUAAUGUGGGAGCUCUGCACUCUAAAUAGACCGUGGGAAGGUGUUCCACCAGAGAGGGUAGUUUAUGCUGUUGCCAAUGAGGGUUCCCGAUUGGAAAUUCCGGACGGUCCACUGGGCAGGCUUAUUUCGGAUUGUUGGACAGAACCGGAUGAUCGGCCAAGCUGUGAGGAGAUACUCUCCCGCUUGUUAGACUGCGAAUACUCACUUUGCUGAUACAAUCUUUGUUUCUUGUGUAUAGAAAACAUGGUAGAGGUGUUGCAUUGUAUUCUCGGCUUAAGGUUGUAUUCUGCUGUCAAUUUCUCAAUCAUUGUAAAAUCAUAAAUUUGGCUUUUUUUUUUACUUUUUAUGUUCUCCGUUUCGCAUCUUCCUCCAAUGUUGCUGCGACUCCGCUUUUUUGUGCAAUCAAAAAACAAAUGAGUUUGUUGAGAAGCUUGGAUUUUGGCUUUUAUUCUUGUUACUUCUGUUAUCUGCAACCAUAAACAGCAGGAAAAACGACAAAGGAAAGUAUUAUUUGAUGGAAAUUUCAAAAUGAUAAAACAGGCAUGAACAAGAUUUUCAGAACUCUUACAUUCCUCUUACAACUAUUUUUUUUCUUAAUCACAUUAGUUUCAUCUUCAGUCAAGGAUAGGCCGCCUGUUGAGUGCUUUUUCAAAGCGACGGCACGAAUCCACCCUCAUCUCUGUACUCAUUUCGUUUUCUGGUGCCGGAUAGUAAUCCUCCCUCAGCUGCACAUCCCUCAAGUUGCAGUUCAAGCUUGGAAUUCUCACCAGGAACAUCAUGAAAUGCUCAUGUGCCGUGCCAUGGAUGAAAAGCUUCCGCAAUGUCAGGCAUUCUGACAGCAACCCAGCGGCCGGAAGCCAAAGACUCCUCUGGUUUACGUCCCGAUCCUGCGGGGGCCAGUAAUCGAGUUCACUGAGGCUCAAGCUUUCAAUCCCACUCAGGAAGAACCUCUCCCAAAGACUCAGGUCCAUCUGCCCCGGGGGUGCAGUAAGUGCAUAGCCAACUGUAUCACCACAAUCCAACUUCAUCUUGGACAGCAGAGGAUAGCCGGCGAGGCAGCUCAACCCAAAAUCUCGUUGUGUGGGUUUCUGCCUUCCCCUGCAAUCCCCUUCUACCCGGAUCCGAAUCUCCUCCAGAUUGGGACAGUCAUCGAGACCAGCCGUUGGCAACGGGGUCAGCAGCUCACCAACCCCAAUCCAAAGUGAAAGAUAAUGCAACCUCUCCCAGCUCUCACCACACCAAAACCCAUUUCCAUUGCCAUAGCCAUAUCCAUUGCUUGGUGGCAUAUAGGAACAGUCCCCAUCCAACCCCAACUUGCAUUUCUUGCUGCUUCUGUGCUCAUACUCAGCCGCCCAAUUCAACUCCAUGUAAUCAGCAUCCUCCCCAUUCCGAUUCAACACACUGGCUUCACUAUUAACAUCUUCUUGAUCAUUCACUUGAUUGAGAUCAAAAUUGCGGGCAUGCUCAUCCUCCUGCUCCCAAACACAAUCAAUGUGGAGCCUUUGAAUCCGAUCACGAAUCGGCUCCAAAGCCCGCAAAGAAGCAGCAGCAUCCAAGUUUUUGCAACAAGAGAUCCCAACAUCAACCAGAGUCUUCCUUAACAAGCAAGCCAUCGUCCUCAGCCCCUUCACCGUGAUUCUCUUACAUCCCUGAACCUCAAACUUGGCCAAUUUGCAGCACCCUCUAGCGAUCUCAAUCAACCCCAUAUCCGUCAAAUCAGCCGAGUUCUUGAUCGACAACGACUCCAGCCCUGAACACAACGCAAUGCCGUCUAGCUCGGACCCAAUCGCAGAGCAAAUCCCAUGAAACUGCCCAAGCUUGAGAGCCCUCAGCCUGGGACACUUCGACCCAAGCACUUCCAACGCCAACCCACUGUCUCUCACGUUCUUGCACACAUCCAACGCCAGGUCCUCCAACAGCGGAAGCCCCGAGAAGAAAUCCACCAAAGCCGCGCGCCCAAUCCGCGCGUCCUCCGACGUAAAUCCGUCGUCGUUUGGAUCGCCGCGGGCGUUGGCCAACGAUGACGUAUCGAUCAAAUGGACGACUUUGAGCUCCGGGCAGUUAGCGGAGAUCGACAGCAGAGCCUCCUCGCCGACGAAGCCUAUGUAUCGGGGAUCGAACAUACACGCGAUGAGAAGAUGCUGGAGCUUAGGGCAGGCGGUGACGAUGGAUUUGAUCUCGUUCGCUCUGAACCCCUCGGUAAACGACGUCGUCAGGAGAUCCAGCUUGGUGAGAGAUCGGGCCACGUUCGGGUGGGCCUCGAGGACCGGGGGGAGGUCCUCCGUCCAGUAGUAGAAUUCCGACAGGUCGAGCUCGGAGAGCGAGUGGCAUUGGUCGAAGAGAGGAUCGAAGUCGGCGCCGGGGGGCGAUUGUGGCCGUUGAUGCCAUCGGACAAGCUUGACGCGGCGCAAUCCGGGCCACAGAUGGGAGACGAUCUGGACGGUGGAAGGAGAUCGGGAGUAGACGAUGAGGGAGUCCACGAAUGGGAAGGCGGCACGUAGGCGUUGGGCCAGGAGGAGAGGGUCGGUGUCAUUGGCGGCGGCGGAGGGUGAGAGCAGAGAGUGGCCCCACGGAGAGAGGAGGGAGAGGUCGAGGUGGGUGACGGCGGCGAAGCAGAGCGGGAGGUCGGGGAGGUCGCGCGCGUUUCCCCGUAGUGUGAGGGAGGUGCGCGUGGCCCUCUCCGUGCUCCGGAAUUUGCGGCACGCGAGGGAGAGGGAGUUCCGGGUUCGGGUGCCGGAUACCAUCCCGAUUAUGGUCGAGAGUAUGGCGUCCGGCAAGUCAUUGAUUGUGGUGGCGGUGGUCAUGGUGGGUUUAUGACAAGUCGUUUGAUUGUUUAGUGUUGCUCUGUGUGUUUAGAGAGAGAGAGAGAGAGAGAGAGGAG
Prunus persica (peach) is the source of this 5489-nucleotide messenger RNA. RefSeq names its product serine/threonine-protein kinase EDR1. NCBI's taxonomy places the organism in Eukaryota, Viridiplantae, Streptophyta, Magnoliopsida, Rosales, Rosaceae. Gene Ontology annotation, biological process: protein phosphorylation. Gene Ontology annotation, molecular function: protein kinase activity; ATP binding. The transcript has 17 exons. The record is from RefSeq and is a predicted model, not a curated record. Bases 449 to 2821 code for a protein of 790 amino acids.